UAUAAUAAACGUCAAAGUGACGUUAGUGACGUCACUACAACGUUUUAUAAUAAUUUUUUAGAAUGAAAAAAAACAAUUUUGUUACUCAUGAUACUAUAAAAGAAGGGGACCGAGUGACGUGUGACUAUGCUGAUAUUUAUUUCGAAGAUCAGUGUAAACACUCUGAGACGUCGCGAGAAGACGAGAUCAAUGUGGUGGUAUCUCAUGAAAAAGAUGAUAAAGAGGAAUGGAUAUCCCCCAGUGAUUUACUUAUAGGUGUACUUGAACUUACACCUCCUUUUACAUCGAGAAUAACGAGAGGAAAAACACAGGAGGGUAUUCUGGCUAUUGGGAAUGAGUUGUUGGAAAUUGAACAUGCAAAAUUUUUAACAUCGUUAUCUGCCAUGUUGGAAGAAAAUAACACUUCUUGGAAAUAUAUAUAUAAAUUUCAAAGACGCUUUAUUGAGAAGAAAGUAAAGACUAUUUACCAAAAUAUAUUCAAGCUCAAAAGUGCGAUAAUGCAGACAGAAAUAUCUAACUUCUAUAAAAAUACUCUUCAAGAGCUGGAAAACUAUCUGAGAUCUGAAAUUAGGGAUAUUAUUGAGAGCGCUCAGGCUGACAUUAUAUGUAAACUAAACGGGGAAAUAAAGUUAAGGCUUAAAAAAGAAAGACAAAUAUUGGAAAAAACCUUGCAAAAUAAGUUGGAGUCGGAAAUAUUGAAGAUUAAGAAAUAUUAUAAGUUACUGUUGCACAACGAAACAUACAGGAACAACAAACUUAUAAAAAAGGCUACACAGGAAAGAAACGAUGCUAUGACAGCUUUUUGUCACUACAUAGACUCAAAACGCAUUACAACUGCCAUGUAUGUAAUGAGUUCAGAAAGAAAGAAAUGUCGCAUGAAACAACUGCUGGUAGAAAAUAUACAAACUAGAGAAAUGAAUGAAUUAAUAGAAAAAAUAAAACAAAAAGAAGAUCUAAUAGAAGCAUUCCGACAAAAAGAUAAGCGGAUUGCCGACAUCAACUGGGAGUGGGAGCAAAACGUUCAAAACAUUCUGCGGCUCUUCUUAAAAUUUUUAAGUUUUUCCUUGAAACUUUUGCCGGAACAAACAACCUUCUUAUUGGAUUUCGAAAAGAUGGUUAUUUUACAAUUAAAUGAAAUAGCAAAAAGUCCUCAUCUAAAAUCUUCUAUCUUGAUCGACGAAGAAAAAGAUUUAAAAAACGUUUUUAAAUUUGAAACAAAAACACAAGGAGAAGAAGUAUGCACAAAGAAACCGUUUGUUUUAAUUGGCGAUUUAUCCGAUCCCAUCCCUUACGAAUACGGAAGCAGAGAAACGAUACCCCCCGAUGUAGAUCUGCCUUAUUUUACAUUAGAAAGACAAUAUAUUUAUGCUAAAUGUCAUGGUUACGAAAGUAUAAAAGAGUUUUUGAGAACACAGAUAUGUUUAUGUGACAAUAAAAAUGUGACAAAUAAAAAGGAACGGCAGUCGGAAGUGCCAACGGUAAGUGUGUUCAAAAGACAAGCCCCGCAGGCCUCUGCGUCGACAGUCAAGAGCACGUCUUCGAACGAAACAUUUAUUGUUAAUGAUAUUUCGCGUAUGGAAGAAUGUCCAGUCCGAAAAUGUGGUGACUGGAGCAAGAGAAAUACCUUCCCAUAUUUAGCCUCUUAUUUGGAUUAUACAGAGGAUAACUUCAGAAGAGUCGUGGCUAUUCUAGGAGAACCUUCCACGUUGGACUCACUUCCCCAAAACGCGAGUGCCAAAAGAAUCGCUAGACAGGAGUUACCAUUUUCAAAAACGAAGGAGCAAUGUCACACGGUAGGAACUCAAUACUCAAGUCAGGAAGAAAUAGCCAUCAAUGAAGUCCCCUGCUCGUGCGCCGAUGAUUUUAAUAUGAAAUUUCCAAUAGACAAAGAUGUUCCCUUGACCACCACAAUGAGCGACAUACUAAUGAAACGUAAAAGGUCGUUGGAUCGAUUGAUACAUGAUAAUCCUAAUUUGCUUAAAAUAUUCACAGACGAGUGCUUUGAUUAUAAAUUAUAGUCCAAGUGAUUACGAACCUGUCGAAUUAUGAUUUUGACGAAAAUUAAAAUAACUUUAAAUA
Molecule: messenger RNA, 2079 nt
Organism: Danaus plexippus (monarch butterfly)
Lineage: Eukaryota; Metazoa; Arthropoda; Insecta; Lepidoptera; Nymphalidae
Exons: 1
Coding region: 63-2018 (651 amino acids)
Source: RefSeq, a predicted model, not a curated record